AUGUAUGGUUAUUGUAUAUAAACGUUUUGAAUGAUAAUGUCAUAUCAUAAUUAAUUUAAUCAUAAUUAAUGAAUAGGAUUGAUUUUAAAUUUCAUAAAACAUAAUUUUUGCAGAGUUUAGCGUUGAAUGUCUGGUUCAAAUAGAUGACUUUAUCGAUGAGACAUCUCUUAAUUCGUGUUUAUUAAAUGGACGAUAGUACGAUAGUGAUCAUUUGAAAGGGAAAAGUCAAUUAAAGCUACAUAAAUGCUAUAUAACGCCGAGCGUAAUGUCGAAAAAGCCGGUAUACAAGGGCGAGGGCCGGCAGAGCAAAUAUUCCCACUUGGUCAACCCGGAAAGAGUCGAGAACAGCUUCCUUGCCGAAAUAGUUAGGGAUGAUGUUGCAGCUUCACAGAGGGCUGCUUCAGUCGAGGAGGACAAAUUCAGCAACCCGGCCGCCUUUUUCACAAGUCAAACUACAACCAAGAAGAAGGUGAUCACAGUAUCAGAGUCAGCUGCCAAAACCGUCGGACUGCCUGCAAGGGAGGUGACUGGCGAGUCAAAGGUCGUCCAGAAUGAAUGGGCCUGGAAGUUCCAACUGGCCCACGACGCUGAAGUCCAAGCGUUGCGCCAAGGUAUUAAAGUCAAGUCUCUCUACUCAGACGAUCCGAGGGAUGAGUCCAAGAAGAACACCUGGGGCAGAGUCACUAUCCCAAGCGAAGACUCUGACAAUCAGGAAAACGAUCCGUGGUAUUCCACCGAUGUAUGGGGUGACGACCUCUCAGAAGAAAUACUGCAGCAAAUUAACACCUUGGACAGUUCAUUGAUGACCCAGCAGAAAUCAAAAACACCCAAAAAGUUUGUAGUGCCUGAAAAGCAUAAGGUCUCAAACCCUCAAAAGAAGAAAGAAGAUUUUUUUAUGUCGAUAUUAAAAGAUGAUGAGGAAGGGUUCUUGGAUUGUUUACAAAGCCUUGAUUCCCAAGAUUCAUCUGGGACCGCUAAGUCUUCGUCACACAAGAGGAAAUCCACACAGAUACUCGGCACUUCUGCUCAGCCGCAGCCCCCUAAACUCAGCAAAAUAUCAACCCAGUUAUCAAAGCCUGUGCCAGGUACAUCAAAGCAACAGCCGAUCCUGAAGCCUUCAAUUCUGCAGUUCAGCUCGAAUCAGCCCAGCACCUCAUCAUUGUUCUCUCCAUUCAUAUCGACUCAAACAAAACCACUUACGGAACCUGGAGAUCUUGAGUCAUCAGAUAAACUCAGUUUAAGUCAAAGAAAACUGGAAAAACCUACUAAAAGUUUACCUUCCGCUAGUAGCCAAUCCUUUACAACAGAAUGGUUGAGAAGUCAACUAGAAAAAGUUAGCAAAGAUUAUAAAACAUUGAAAGAAGAACUGCAAACUAAAGAGGGCGAGACUAAACUGCUUCGUGAAAACCUGAAAUCAGCUCAGGCAGAGAUCGAAAAGCAUAAAGAGGAGAAGCUUAAAAGCGUGGACAUUGUUAAAAAAGAGAUGGAAGGAAAAGUCAAACAAAUAGAAAGACAGUUGGAAAUGACGAAAACGCAGAUGUUAUUCAAGACGAAGGCAUUAGAGGCUAUCAAUUUUGGAGGUGUAAAAAAUUUGAAUACAAUCAGUAAUAAUGAAAUUAUAAAUGAAACAAUAGAUGAGAUAGAGGCUAAUGUAGAAAAAGAAGAUGCCUUAAAAGUGGAAGAAAGUGAUUUUGAGAUUGAGCCAUACUACAGCACUGAAGAUUAUAAACAAUUAAUAACUCAAAUUAAAAAUGGUAAAAUUGUUGGAAGAAGUCUAGAUAUGUAUCAAAUGAUUGCUAAAGGGCGCUGGAAUGAUUUUCUAAAUGGGAAAAUACAAAAGAAAAUAAAAUUUACUCCCGAUGAAGACGAUCCGUACAGAGAAGAUCUGAUCGCGAUGAUGGAAGAGUUGAAAGUCGGCCCUCAAGGCAGAGAGUUCUUUCAGGAAUUGGGCAGGUUUGAUACAGGGAAGAAACUAAGAAUCUUCCUCACCGAGGAGCUAACACAGCAGCCUUCGGUUGAGUUCAACCACUUCACUAUGCCAAGAACCGACUACGUCCCAUCAAUCCUGACGCAUGCUGAUUUGUCCGACAAAGUGAUGGAAAAUUAUCACUUUAGGCGUCCCACUCUAGUCGACCUGUGGGAUACCAACUACAACGAAUUCGGCCCGGUUAAACUGUCAGAAUACGAAAAGACCGAAAUCGGUAAAUCAGUGGAUCCAGAUGUGUCCAAAGUCGUUCUGGGAAAAAGCAGAUUUUUUUCGACUCUCGAACCCGUCCAAAUGAACCUGCUUUUGUUGGAAAAAACACCAAUUUGGCAGAGAAAGGAAUUUCUAUUGGCGAAAGAGAUAGUUGAUUUGGUAACAGAAAUGGCCCGGGAAUUGUAUGCCACUUUAGGUGAUGUCAGAUUCCGAAAAGAAGAGUUCACACUUCCAGAUAGAGAGCCUGAAGUUAUAGAGCAGUGUUAUGACACAAGUGAACUUGAUGAGACCUUUUAUCCUUUUUCUUCCAAAAAAUGGAAGGAUGAAUGUUAUGUUGAACUACGCAGAGGAGUUACCCUUGUCGGAGUCCUUUGUGCUUGCAACGCCGACCUGACCAGAUUUGUUCUACAACCCAAAGGUUUUAAGCUGGAAAGAAAAAUCUCGAGAGGGAAAAAGAGUAGAAAGUCACAAUUGCAUGUUGAACAAAAGCCGUCUAUCAGCCUCGUUGACUCGGAAGGGAUUUCAAAUAGAUCAUUUAGGAUGGAUAUGGAUGAAAUAUACACACUUCAAACCCAGAAAUCAAUGACUGAUGUCUUAUCAGGCCGGUGUAGUGAUUCCGACGAGGACAUUAUGCAGGAAGAAGAUCAAGAUGACAAGGCCGAAAGGAAUAGCGUUGAGCUGGCAGAGAAGCUUGAACUGAAUUUCGAGAUUAUGCUGGCGAAAGCUGAAAUGGACGACGAUUCAAGCCCUUCACCAGAACCUUGUGAUAAAUACAUCCAGGUUGAGAAGAAAACCUUGCCUUUUCUCAGCACUGAAGAAGAGAUCCAAAAGAUGAGAGAAAAACUGAUCAAAGAAGGGUUAUACACGGCAGAUAAAGAGUUGGAACUUGUUUUGAACCUUGAGAGCAUUAACGCGAAUUGUUCAAAUGUCGAUAUGGACACGCAGGUACCACAGAAGAUGAAUAUACAAACUACCCAGAGUGAUUUCGAUCGAGAACCAACCUACUUGGAAGGCACUUUGAGUUCUAGGCUGAACAGUUUAACAAAAUCUAACAGGACUAAAAUACCACCAGGGCCAACUUCACAAAAAAGGCUUACUAAACAUGAAAAUCUGCAUAAAGCUAUUAUUUCUAAAGAUAGAAGUGAAGUUAGCAGAGCGGUAAAUGCUGAAUUGGAUGUAUCCAGCAGAAAUAUUGGAUUGAACUUGGGGCCAUCAGACACUUGCAUAUCUGAGGACGAGAAGAUAACAAUGAAGAUGAUCAUCGACCACAUCAACCAAAUAACAGGCAAAAUCAAAAUAUACGAAGCAGCCGACAUCCCGGAGAGCAUAGAUUAUUCAGGCCUCUGUAAAAAGGAAAAUGACAAAAAAGAUGAGGAUAAUUUGAAAGAAGUUCGGAAACGAAAAGCCAAAGAGAAAAUAGAAGCUCUGAAGUCAAAGAGACACGAGUUGGAAGUAUUGGGCGAGAGCCUCGAUGCCUGUGUGGGCUUAAAUUUAAACAAAUCGGAAGAAAGUAAGGCUCUGGACGUCAAAAAGUUGCCCGAAAGCAGAGGUAAAAAUAUGUUACAGAGGGUAUCACUCCCUUCAACAUCAUCCGCUGCCAAAGCAGAAUCAAGAAACCUGUUAAAAAAAGGUUCCUCUUUUAUAAAACCUGCACCGUCCGACGUUUCACAAAAUGAAACAUCAGGAUCAGUGACUAUUGAAACAAACGAUCCUAUCCAUAAAAACAGAAUAAAAAUAGAAGAAGACGACCCGACAGAUGGAAUAGACAUAAACCCAGAAAUCCUGAAAAAGGUGAAUGAUUAUUACCUUAAAAAAAAAUUCAUGAUGGAAGAUCACAAUUCACAAGAGUUCAGCCUUAACUCUGUAAACGAGGCAGAAGACAGCGAUAAUCAAAGUGAGGUAGUUGAUGAUAAAACAGAACCGCACGGUUCAGAAGAGGUCGAACCAAUGGACUUUCGAGAAAGAUUGAAAAUCAUGGAAACACCCAGGCCAGACAUUGAAUACAUAUCGGAUUUGGUGGAAAACUGGAUGAAGAAGAUGAAACAUGCCGGCCUCCUCGAGUUGCUCUGCGAAAUUUGCAAAGACACCGGAACAAUGAGAUUCACACCGAGGUUAAACGCACUCAUGAUAUCGAUAAUAAUAAUGCUUCAGUACAUUGUGCAGUAUCAGAAGGAUGAGGCAUUACCACACCUGAACAAAAUUAUAACAGUGGUACGGGAAGUUCUUUAUACGAGGCCGUCUCCAAUGGUCGUAUGCCAUAUUAACAGUUUUCUAACUCAUGCCGUGAUUAUAAAAGGCUUUUCUAAGAUGUUAUGCCAUAACGCUGAUCCCCGGACAUUUUGCGCAGACGAGGACAACAAAUCGUGGAUCAGAGGUGCCUGCCUCUUAGAAGUCUUGUGUCUCAUAGUUGACACGACCAUAGAUGAGUUUACGAACUGGAACACAUCCGUGUACCUGUCCCGUUGGUCGCAUUAUGUUUUCUGCAUGGACGAGGCGGGCAAAACAUGGUGCAACCAGGAAUCUGGGGGACAGAGAAGAUGCACCUGUUUGACUGCUUUGAUCAAUACUUCACUUAAUAUUUUCUUCAAUGCGGUUCAAGAAUAUCGAGCACUGAGUAUAAUGAAAAAUGAUAGUCGAAAGUCGAAGGAACUUAUGCUAAAAGAAGUUGUAAUGCUGGCAUUGCACGUUCUGCACUUCCUCAUCGAGAAUGACGAUCUUUUCACAAGUCACAUCAAAAACCGGCUUUACAUGUGUGCCGAGUACGUUAAACUUGUGCAUCAAAUGCAUAAAAAUACAAAUUUUCAGGCCGAUUUCGUCCUAACUGAGAACGAAGUGAUAAUGUUGGAAAAAAUAAUGAGCAAGGAUUUCAUAAAGAAAUUUCUCAAUGAUAAGCCCGACGCCAAACUUGUGCCGGAUUUCAGCGAUCACUUCCAAAACGGCGCACAUUGGAUGUCAGAUAUGAUGAGUGUAGACAAACUUUUUGAAAUGGAUGACACUUCGAGCGAUGAAGAUUGGUAAAUAUUGAAUAGAAUUAAAAUAUUUUUCACAGUUGUUAAAUUCAUAUUUUUUAAAUAAAUCUUGUUAUUUUU
This is a messenger RNA of Cimex lectularius (bed bug), 5286 nucleotides long. RefSeq lists its product as uncharacterized. Lineage: Eukaryota; Metazoa; Arthropoda; Insecta; Hemiptera; Cimicidae. The transcript is spliced from 35 exons. The record is from RefSeq and is a predicted model, not a curated record. Bases 266 to 5215 code for a protein of 1649 amino acids. Gene Ontology annotation, biological process: DNA repair; DNA damage checkpoint signaling.